Adelges cooleyi (spruce gall adelgid) is the source of this 1494-nucleotide messenger RNA. It is a transcript of the gene CkIalpha, whose product is annotated as casein kinase I. NCBI's taxonomy places the organism in Eukaryota, Metazoa, Arthropoda, Insecta, Hemiptera, Adelgidae. Gene Ontology annotation, biological process: negative regulation of canonical Wnt signaling pathway; peptidyl-serine phosphorylation; signal transduction. Gene Ontology annotation, molecular function: protein serine/threonine kinase activity; ATP binding. Gene Ontology annotation, cellular component: nucleus; cytoplasm. The transcript has 8 exons. The coding region runs from base 240 to 1298 and encodes 352 amino acids. The record is from RefSeq and is a predicted model, not a curated record.
CGGAAUUAAUGUCAGACGAGCCAACAACAACAAAGCAAUCGGACGUAAUCGGAGUGAUUUUUUAAUUUUUUUUGUUUUCGUCGAUUUUCUCCAGUUGGUUGGCCGUUAUGUGAACAUUAAUAUAUAUCCGGAAAUCCGACUCGUUUAUUUGAAAUAUUAACUACCCGUGCGCGUCCAGGUACAUCCGACGCCUUGUCAAAACAUUUAAGAGCUGAAUUGUCCGGGGAGUCGUUCGCAAAAUGUCGAAUGUCGCCAAUACGUUCAAACAUGAUUACAUAGGUGGUGGAAAAUACCGUGUCGUCCGGAGGCUUGGCAGUGGUUCGUUCGGCGAGAUCUUUCUCGGUCUGAAUGUUAUUAAUGGAGAGGAAGUGGCAAUAAAAUUUGAAAGUGCCAAGGCUCGCCACCCCCAGCUUCAAUAUGAAAGCAGGUUGUAUAAAGUAUUACAAGGAGGAGUUGGAAUACCUCACAUGCGAUGGUUUGGAUUAGAAAGAAAUUACAACAUUUUGGUCAUGGAUUUGUUAGGUCCAUCAUUAGAAGACCUUUUCAAUUUUUGUUCGCGGCGAUUUACACUGAAGACGGUGCUUAUGCUCGCUGACCAAAUGAUUAGUCGUAUUGAAUAUGUGCACUGUAAAAGUUUUAUACACCGUGAUAUAAAACCGGAUAACUUUCUAAUGGGAAUUGGUCGCCAUUGCAAUAAAUUGUUUCUGAUUGAUUUUGGAUUGGCUAAAAAAUACCGUGACAUGCGUACCAGAACGCAUAUUUCAUACCGAGAAGACAAAAAUCUAACAGGAACAGCUCGUUAUGCAUCUAUCAAUGCUCAUUUAGGAAUUGAACAAAGCCGUCGAGACGAUAUUGAAUCCUUGGGAUAUGUACUUAUGUAUUUUAAUAAAGGAUGUUUACCAUGGCAAGGAUUAAAAGCAGCAACAAAAAGGCAGAAGUAUGAAAAAAUUAGUGAGAAAAAAAUGUCAACACCUGUUGAAUUCUUAUGCAAGGGACUGCCUGCUGAAUUUGCCAUGUUCCUAAACUACAGCCGAGGUUUAAGAUUUGAAGAGUCACCGGAUUACAUGUACUUGAGACAGUUGUUCCGUAUUUUGUUUAGAACACUGAAUCAUCAGUAUGAUUACAUAUUUGACUGGACUAUGCUUAAACAAAAGGAGUACAACAAUGAUGGGCAAAGUGCUGCCGUACCUCAAGGGGGCUCACCUGUGUCUGGGGCUGCUGCGGCUGGUGGACCACAAACAUUUCCCCCCCAGACCCCAGCCACCUUAGCCUCUGCGAACCAGGCGAGCAAGAACUGAGCCUUCGUGUACUUUAAUUUUAGCUUUGAAUUUAUAAAUUGAAAUAAACAUUUUGCAAUUCAGCAAAUAAUUAAAGUGAUGUUAUUUUUAAAAUUCUAAUCUUUUAUUUUCAAUUUUCAUAAUUGUGCACUAUUAUAAAAAAACUCACUUAAGGUGUAUAAUUUUUUUUUUUUAAUUUUAGCGUAUUACAUCAUAA